GUACAGUAAUUCACUCUCGUGAGUGCUGGGAUUAGCACUGUCUUUUCCUUUUCAGCCAGUGGAAGAAGAGUCCUGAGCACGUCUGGACUAACACAAGGGGAACACAGUCGUGUAUCUUGAAACUCGGCACAGCCAUGCCUUCCACUGAGAAGAUAAUAUACUUUCUGUGCAGUGCGUUCUUCAGCACUGGCGGUGUGGCUAUUCUAGGCUAUGGGUUGUCGACCGACUGGGCCCACACCACCAUGUCCUGCGCUCCUUUGGGCAGCUCCAACUUCAACGGCUCUUCUACCAUCCAGAUGGGCCUGUUCAAUGGCAGUGAGGAGAAGGUAUCAUGUCCCUGGUUUAGUUCUGAAGAAGCUGUCAAAGUUUUUGUAAGGUUGGAGAAGAUAGGUGGCGCUGCAAUUGCCCUACAAGGCCUGGUUGUUGGUCUCUUAGUGUUAGCUCUGGUGGGCUCUGCGGGCAGCAUCCUGAUCACUCUCUACAACUCUAUCAGUAACCCAUAUGAAACCUACAUGGGCCCAAUUGGACUGUUUGUCUGCAGUGGAAUAAGCGCCUCGUUUGCAUUCCUGGCUCUGGUGCUGUACUUGAUUAACGUGUUCGUGGUAAAGAUCGGACAAAGGAUGGCUACACUGAGCUCAGACGCAACCCUGCAGGAUGAAGACACACACCUCCUGCUCGGCUUUUACCUUCUGCUGCCCUACAUCGGUGUCAACCUGCUGGCCAUCCUGCUGGUCUAUCUGUACCAGCAUGCGGCCUACACACAGCGCAAAGAGAAGGAAAAGCCCACAGAGGACGCUCCAAAAGAUAUUAUGAUGUUUUAACAGCUAAGGCUCACAUCCAAAAAGACUGAGGUAGCUGUGAUGGGUGAGAUACACAUAUGCUAGAGAGCUCUAGUGUGUGUUGAUAAUUAGUGGAGACAUCUGGAGAACACCUGCACCUUGCACACACUUAUUACAUGGACUUUAUACUUUACAGCACUUCAUAUGUAGGGUGAAAAAUGGCACAGAAUGCUUUUUAGUAUAGCUUUCUUCUUGCAGUAAAGAUACAGUCAGAGUAUUUUAAAGUACAUCAUGUAUGACCUGACGAGUCUUUUGUUUUACAUGUAAUUAGAUGUUGUUCUGAGGCCUGAUCAUUGGCUGUAACAAAUGCUAUCCAGUGUGCUAAGAAGCUGCAUCAAGUUCACAAUGUCAACAUAUCACAAGCCUUGAGCAAAAAUACUCUUAAGAUGUACUACUAGUAGUUUUGUUUUUGUUUGUUUUUUUUUGGCUGCAAAUAUAACAAUAUUAUACUUUAGAGCACAUAAUGUAAAAGUGUAUUAUGCCAUACAGUUUUACAAGGCAAUCACUUUAUAUAUUGGGUAUCUGUGUAGAACUUUUUCUGUGCUCAUAUAAGUGUACAUAUUCAUCCCUCCUCAUACUUAUUAAUACACAUUUCUCAUGUAAAUACAAGCAUAAUUAUAGUGCACUUGGGUGUUGUAAACUGAUCAGUAGUAGAAGAGAUAAUACGUUGAUGUAUAAUGUGUGAUCUCAUAUUUAUUAACCUACCAGUUGUUUGUCAGCUCAGAAAUGAUCUACUCCAAACAUGUAGAAAAUAGUUUCCACCAUAAAACUUCCAGGCCGAACUGAGUUUUGAAAUGAUUGAGGUUUGAAUAGUUUGAACUGCAUUUUUUUCUGUCACUAGGUGGCAGAAGUGUCUUUUGUUUUUAAGACUGCUUUCUACUGCACCCUGGUUAGUCUACACUAUGCAGCAUGUGGGGGCAGUGUAGACAUACACACAAACAUACAUAUAUAGAAAUAAACAGGAGUUACCUCAUUUAAUCCCACCGGUCACAAGUGCGAUCACGUUUGUAAAGUCCUAAAAUAAUUGUUAACAUGUUUUCUACUGAACAGUAAAUUAUAAAUUCAAUUACAAAGUUGUAUUGCUUUCAACAUUUGGUCAACAUAAUUGAUCAUGUGACGUCAAGUAUGACUGAGAAAGAAGAAGUCUUUCUUUCAGGCUCUGCAAAAAGAAGAGCCAUAUGUUAUGACUAAGAUAUAGCUACCACAUUUGGUGCAUAUAAUAUUUAAAGGGUCUGUUACUGAUAUUCAAAUAAGGCUACGUUGGCGCAUUAAUAACACUUCCACAGGAGAGAAAUAUUUGGCUGAACUGCUUCUUUAACCCCUUAAUAUUCCAGGCUUAUUACAUACUAAGGCUUAUUAUUCAUUAAUUACAGGGACUAAUGGAGCUUUCUUAGGUUAUAGAAGUAUGCAAUAAAACCUCAGACCCACCAGGAGGCCCACAUCUUGGUAAGGGGUUAACUACGCUGUGGUUUGUAGUUUAUCAUAGCUAAGAGCUACUUUUUUUUAUUACUUUAUUUAAAGUAAAAUGUGUGUGAAGUUCAGCUGAAAGACAGAUGGUUAAGGUGCUGUUCUCAGAUGUUUGUCAGUGACAAGCAUGAAGUGAAAUUUAAGGGGCAGUCAU
Messenger RNA from Pygocentrus nattereri (red-bellied piranha), 2460 nucleotides. RefSeq names its product clarin-3. Bases 135 to 821 code for a protein of 228 amino acids. The transcript has 3 exons. NCBI's taxonomy places the organism in Eukaryota, Metazoa, Chordata, Actinopteri, Characiformes, Serrasalmidae. The record is from RefSeq and is a predicted model, not a curated record.